GAUACCAAUUGAAGGAGGAAUUUCUCGGUUUAGAGAAAUAAAAGGUGAUCGGUGUCACUAAACCGGCCGCCUGAGGUUUUUCCGGCGAUUUUGUCAGAAGCUUUGUCGGAUAAUCGAUCUCGCCGUAAUAAUGACUACUUCCAGGAGGCUUGCAGACAGGAAGGUGCAGAAGUUUGAGAAGAACAUAACCAAGCGCGGAGCUGUUGCAGAGACUAGCACAAAGAAGGGAAGCAAUCUCUCUGUAGGUCCAAUCCUGCUUGGAUUUUUCAUUUUCGUCGUCAUUGGAUCAUCUCUCUUCCAGAUAAUCAGGACAGCAACAAGUGGAGGAAUGGCUUGAAGUGUAUGAAAUUGGAAUGCAAUGAGGAGGUGACACACACACACACAUACACCUUGAUUUGAUAGUUAAGGUGUAGCAAUAUAUUACUAUUAUCAUUUUCCCUUCAUUUUAUUCUUUUGAACGUUCUAAUAUGGUAACGGGCCGGCCGGGUCGGGUUGUGACCGAGCCUUAGAACCCGCCCUGCGCUCGACCCCCUCUUGAAUUGAAUCCGGAUGGUUGUGUUUUGUAUAAAUAUAUAUAUAUAUGCAUGGAUUUUUUA
This is a messenger RNA of Andrographis paniculata, 596 nucleotides long. RefSeq lists its product as uncharacterized. The transcript has 3 exons. Bases 131 to 337 code for a protein of 68 amino acids. Gene Ontology annotation, biological process: endoplasmic reticulum unfolded protein response. The record is from RefSeq and is a predicted model, not a curated record. NCBI's taxonomy places the organism in Eukaryota, Viridiplantae, Streptophyta, Magnoliopsida, Lamiales, Acanthaceae. Gene Ontology annotation, cellular component: endoplasmic reticulum.